AUGGGGAGUAUGGGUGAGCAUGAUAGAAAACGGCGUCACUUUAGCUCCUUGUCACCCACACCUGAACCUGCCAAGAAGUUACCGUUCCUGCCUAUUUCUGAAGACAAAAAGCUUGAUAUUGCUGUACUUCAGUAUCAAAAUCAAAAGCUUACACAGAAAUUAGAGACUCAGAAGUUAGAAUAUGCAACUUUUGAGAAUAAAUUUUCUCAACUGAAGGAGAGGCAACAGUCAUAUGAUUCUACUUUAGCAGUGGUCAAGAAGUCUUGGGAGCAGCUGGUUAAUGAUCUAGAGUCGCGUUCUGAACGCACAAGGGAGUCUAACCGCAAAGCAUAUUCCAGAUUUGUAUCAAGUACAGAUGAUGGUAGUUCGUCUACUGUUCAAGAUGUUUUUCUUAACCGACUCUUGCAAACUGGUGCAACUGAAAGUUCCUCCUCUUCUCACUUCGCAAAUGAGAUGGAUCAACAUAGACAAAUUACUGCUGAAAAAGCUAAAAGCAUUUUGAAUAAUAUAUUGACAUUUAUUAAUAACUUUCGGUGUUUGAAAGAUGGAUUUCAUACUGCACUACUGAAAAAGCUUCGAGGAGAUGUUUCAUGUGGGCAGAUGUUAUCCAAUGAUAUGGAGGUGGAAAGUAAAAACUUGAGAUUGACAUUAAGUGAACUUCACUUAAAGCACAAGUCUUUAGCAAGUGUUUUCCGAAUUCAGAGGGAUCUGGAUGCAAAAAAUAAAGCUGAGCUUAAACAAUUAAAAGGGGAACUGGAAAGCACAGUCUCAGAGUUGGAAGAAAACAAUCACAAACUUGCAACUCUUAAGGUAGAAAAGGAUGCAGCCAAAGGGGCAGUUCUUCCAGUAUUAACUGUUGGGAAUACACAUGUUCCUAAUGAUAAGAUCAGAGACAAACAAAAGGAUUUACAAGAUAUGGAAUCUACUUUGAAGGAGCUACUGAACCGAGCUUCAACACGAUUAGUGGAACUGAAAAGUCUUCACGAGGAAAGAAUAAGAUUAUUGCAGCAAUUGUGUGAUCUACAGAACACAUUGAAGAAUUUGAAGUGUAUUACCUCUUCCCAUGCGUUCCAAUUGGUUAAAGAUCAGAUAGAAAAAUCAAAAUCGGAAGUGCAGGAGUAUCAGGCCUUAUAUGAGAAACUACAGGCUGAGAAGGAUAAUCUUGCAUGGAGGGAGAGGGAGUGGUACAUUAAAAAUGAUUUAGCUGAUCUUUUUCAAAGAUCUGUGACAGUUUCUGAUCUUAGAGUUGCUGAUAUACACACUGAGAUACAGAAAAUGAUCGAGCAAAAAAAAGGGAUUGAAAACAAGCUUAAAGAGGAAGCAAGAGAACAGGGAAGGAAAGAAAUUAUUGCUGAAUUUAAAUCUCUGCUUUCUUCGUUUCCUGAGGAGAUGGGGUCCAUGCAAACUCAGCUUAGUAAGUUUAAAGAAUCAGCUUCAGAUCUCCAUUCUCUGCGUGCAGAUGUGCAUUCUAUUUCCAGUACUCUUGAUCGGAAGGUAAAAGAAUGUGACACAUUAUCUGUUAGGUCUGCUGGUCAACUUGCCGAGAUAAACAGACUUCUUGCUGUGGUUCAAGAUUUGCGAGUGACUCAGGAUGAGAUGAAGUUGAUACUGCGAAUGUAUAGACACGAGACCAUUGAUUCAAGGGAUGUCAUGGAAGCAAGGGAAGCAGAAUACAGAGCAUGGGCGCAUGUUCAAAGUUUGAAAUCAUCUCUUGAUGAGCACAACUUAGAACUUCGAGUUAAAACAGCAAAUGAAUCAGAAGCCAGAUCACAGCAAAACCUUGCUGCGGCUGAAGCUGAGAUUGCAGACACGAGACAUAGAUUAGAUGAUUCUAAAAGGGGGAUGUGUAAAAUGUCUGAUGUCUUAAGAACUAAAAAUGAAGAAAAUGAAGCCUACUUAUCUGAAAUAGAGACUAUUGGACAAGCAUAUGAUGACAUGCAAACCCAAAACCAACAUCUGUUGCAUCAGAUUACUGAGAGAGAUGAUUACAAUAUUAAGCUUGUUUUAGAAGGUGUAAGGGCCAGACAAAAACAGGAUUCUUUGAUUUUGGAGAAGCGAUUAAUGGAUCAAGAGAACCAGCAAUCAAAUGUAUCUUUGAAUUUAUACAAUACCAAAGCUGCAAGAAUUGAAGACCAGUCGAGGUUUUGCUCAGAUCAGAUUCAAAAACUUGAGGACAACAAACUUCAAAGUUCUGCCUGUUUGGAAAAUACACAAAGAAGGCUGUCAGAUAUUAGACCAUCAUCGCAACAGGUUAGGGAUUCAGUGGUGGAAUUGCAAGCUAGAAUUACCAGUAGUCGGGUGACUUGUAUGGAGUUACAAACCGAACUUGAGAAAGAAAGGUUUGCCCAAAAAACAGUAGAGGAAGACCUGGAGGUUGCUAGGAGAAACUUGUCACAACUUAAAGCACAAAAUGAGGAUUCCUCGGUAACUGAUAAGCUUCAACAGGAACUUGGAGAGUACAUGGAAAUUGUCAAGUGCAGUAUCUGUCGAGACAGGACAAAAGAGGUGGUAAUUACAAAAUGCUACCACUUGUUCUGCAACUCAUGUAUCCAGAAAAUUGCUGGGAGUCGGCAGCGCAAAUGUCCACAAUGUGGUGCAUGCUUCGGGGCCAAUGAUAUUAAGCCGGUUUAUCUGUAA
Lathyrus sativus (Indian pea) is the source of this 2637-nucleotide messenger RNA. NCBI's taxonomy places the organism in Eukaryota, Viridiplantae, Streptophyta, Magnoliopsida, Fabales, Fabaceae. The record is from the annotation of a GenBank genome assembly.